AUGGGGAAGCAUAAGUUCAAGACGCGUUGUUAUUUAGAUAUAAAGAUUGAUUCGCAGCCAGUUGGUCGUAUAGUUUUCGAGUUGUUCAAUGAUAUCUGCCCAAAAGCUGCUGAGAAUUUUAAAAAGUUGUGUCAAGGUGUUUGUGGCCUAGGUCUGAAGACAGGGAAGCCGUUAACCUACCAAGGAAGCGUCUUCCAUCGAGUUAUAAAGGGUUUUAUGGUACAAGGUGGUGAUUUUCAGUAA
This is a messenger RNA of Schistosoma mattheei, 243 nucleotides long. The record is from the annotation of a GenBank genome assembly. NCBI's taxonomy places the organism in Eukaryota, Metazoa, Platyhelminthes, Trematoda, Strigeidida, Schistosomatidae.